CAGGUGGCCACAUGACCUUUAGUUGUCAGAUUUACAGACAACAAGCUACUAUUUUAUAGCGAAUUUUCCUCCAAUUUAUCGGUUGUUUGUAACAGUACAUAUAUUUUCACAAUGGCAGAGGAACAACCACAGCUUACACGCGAUUCUACCAUGAAAGUUACAGCACAGGAAGGAGAAGCUUUCCUUGAAACCCAGGGUAAACCAGAUGAAAGUGCAAAAACUAGGGGACAACAAAAAGAAAUUGAGAAAAUCACAGAAGAGGAGAAACCAAAAAUACAGAGAGAUUCCACAAUGGUUGAAACGGCAAAGGAAGGGAAAGAAUUCCUUGGGGAUGUUGUAAUUAGUGGGACUCGGUCAGAAACUAAAGCUGUUACUGAUGCUAUUGAUGUAACUGAAAAAGCAGAAAAAGAUGAGUCGGCCGCUAAUGAAGAAGAGAAGCCAACAGUGACACGAACUGGUACCAUGGUGGCCACAGCGGAGGAGGGAAAAGCAUUCUUAGAAAGAGAAGGAUUUGAUGCAUCUGCAGAAAAGAAAGAUGAUGCUGAGGCAGAAGAUGAAGAAGCAAAAGCUUUAAAAAGAACCCAUACUAUGGCAGAAACAGUUAAGGAAGGUGAAGAAUUCGUCAAACGUCAAAAAACAAGCAACGGAGAAGUUGAACAAAAAGAACAAGUGCAGGAAUCCUAAAAUAUCAAAUAUGGCUACCUGUCUAGAAACUCUACUUUUUAGCCAAAACAAAAUUUGAUAUGUUAAGACUUUUAAUUCCUUUUUAAAGAGUUCUUUGUAGUAUUAUUUGUUUACUGUUUUAUAUAGUUUUUUUAUGUUACUUUGUCACAUUCAAAUAAAAAUAUAGAUGUAGCAUUUUUUAAGUGUACAUUCAUUACAUCAUAACUGGUCAGGUUUCAUUCACUCUUUGUAAAAACAUUUUUAAUGAAAUUUUUCAACAUAACCAAGCAGCUUGUACCUGACUUAAAUGUCAUUAUGCAUAUUACAUGUCUGAGUCACAUCUUUCAUGCUACAAGAAGUUCAGUCUGGUAUAAAGAUUUCUCUCGUCCAGUACAAACCGAUGCAAGUUAUAAUUAAUAAGAUUUUCAACACAUGUUAAAUACAAUAAUUAUCACUACUUUUGUUUUUGCAAUAAUGAAUUUUGAGGGCAGUGUUCAAGUCUGUUGAAAUAAAAUGGCACAUCAUGUGUAUACUUUCCCAGUUUCCAUUUUCGUAAAAAAAUACCAUGCCCUGUUGUUUACUUCAUAUUGGAUUAAAAUGUCGCUUAUUUUAGAUCUGAAUCGUGUAGAGACAUUUUAAUAACUUCGUCCCAUGCCCAAGAACUGUACACCAGUAUGAGUGUGGCUUAGUACAAGCAUGAGUGUGUACAAUACAUCAGGAAACUUCUAUUAUAAGGAAAGAAUAGAAUCUUUUUAAAACUAAUUUUAAUACUUUUUAUCAGACUAACAUCUCUUGUAUAUUUUUAAACAUCCUUUAUGCGAAUUGAACAAGAGUGCAAAUUAUUUAAAAAAAAUAUUUUAUAUGAAAUCUAUUUUUGCUGUUUUGCCAGGCAAUACACUAUGUGCAAGAAGCUGAGAUGGUAUUAAGUGUUGUAUUUAUUUAUGAGUGUGGCGUAUAUGUAGUAUGGUAUGGUAUGUUAUGUGCAGUUCUUGGGGCAUGCUAGAAGAAAAAUAUUCCCAGCGUCUAACUCUCCAUUUCCAAUAUACUGACCCACCUUUGUGAAAUAAUUUAUAUCAACAACAAAUUUUGUAUGACCUCAGACAGUGUUGGAAGAAACCAGACAUUUUAUAAAUGUGUGGUUGGACAAUUGUCUUAUCACCCCCUUGUUUUUGUAAUGGCUUCAACCUCCCAUGUAAUUGGUGUAAUAAGGAGAUUCUAGUACUUGAAACGAUUCCAUUCAGAUUAUUUCCUACUAUAUAUACGAUUAAAGAAAAACUUUGGGGAGGGGGAAAUGGGGGUAAAUUUCUGUGAUGUGUGUUUAGCCACUGUAUUUGACAGGAUUGUUCAAUUGUGUACACUUCUAGAAUUCAUAAUAAAAUUGCCAGCCAACCUGUCAA
This is a messenger RNA of Saccoglossus kowalevskii, 2060 nucleotides long. RefSeq lists its product as uncharacterized. The record is from RefSeq and is a predicted model, not a curated record. NCBI's taxonomy places the organism in Eukaryota, Metazoa, Hemichordata, Enteropneusta, Harrimaniidae.